AUGUUAAAGUUGUUCAGUUUGGUGAUAUUAUGCACACUAGCUGUCGCAGAAAUCGAAGAAGAGGAAAAUGUACUAAUAUUAACAAAGGUAAAAAAUUAAAUUUUAAUCAAAAAAUAACUCAAAAAUUUAGGAUAACUUUGAAGAAGCACUUGAAAAACAUAAGGAUAUUUUGGUCGAGUUCUACGCUCCUUGGUGCGGCCACUGCAAAGCAUUGGCUCCAGAAUACGCUAAAGCUGCUGGUCAAUUAUUAGAAGAAGGUUCUGAAAUCAAACUUGGCAAGGUUGACGCUACUGUACACAAAGAGCUUGCUACAGAGCAUUCAGUGCGUGGUUACCCAACCCUUAAGUUCUUCAGAAAUGGAAAACCCCUUGAGUACGGAGGAGGCCGUAAUCAAGAAGGUAUUGUAGCUUGGCUCAAGAAGAAGACCGGACCACCAGCUAAAGAAUUGAAGACAGUUGACGAACUUAACUCCUUCAAAGAAGAGUCCAAAGUUAACGUUGUUGCUUACUACAAGUCCGCUGAUGAUGCUAAAACAUAUUUGGAAGUUGCUGCAGGCUCCGACGAUGUUCCUUUUGCCAUUACACAUGACAGUGAUGUCGCUAAGGCUUUGGAAGUCAGUGCUGGAGGCAUCGUUCUAUUCAAAAAGUUUGAUGAAGGUCGUGAAGUCUUCGACGGCAAAGUUGAAGUAAAUGCUGUAAAGAGCUGGAUUGCUGGAAACAAACUUCCAUUGGUUUCUGAAUUCAGCCAAGAAACUGCCCCAACCAUCUUCGGAGGAGAAAUUAAGAAGCAUAACUUGCUGUUCAUCUCCAAAGAAUCAGACGCUUUCGAAAAGACAAAGGAAGAGUUUGGUAAAGCUGCCAAGCAAUACAAAGGUACACUUUUGUUUGUCUAUAUUAACACCGAUGUUGCUGACAACAAGAAGAUUUUGGAGUUCUUUGGAUUGAAGGAUAGUGACAUUCCUACCGUGCGUAUCAUCUCAUUGGAAAGCAACAUGGACAAAUACAAACCUGAAUUCACAGAAAUUACCAGCGAAAACCUUGUUAAGUUCACCCAAGACUACUUGGACGGAAAGUUGGAACCAAGCCGUAUGACUGAAGACAUUCCAGAAGAUUGGGACAAGGAACCAGUAAAGGUAUUAGUCGGCAAAAACUUUGAACAAGUUGCUCGCGACAAGUCAAAGAACGUGUUGGUCGAGUUCUACGCUCCAUGGUGUGGCCAUUGCAAGUCGUUGGUCCCAAUCUGGAAUGAGCUCGGAGAAAAAUACAAGGAUCACGAAAACAUCGUCAUUGCCAAGAUGGACGCUACAGCCAACGAGGUAGCUGAUGUCGACAUCAAGUCUUUCCCAACGAUCAAGUUCUUCCCAGCCGGAUCCGACGAAAUCAUUGACUAUAAGAGUGAUAGAACUCUUGAAGGAUUUACCAACUUCCUUGAAAACCGUGACAAAAAGGAUGCUUCAGACGAAGAAGGACACACUGAAUUGUAA
Molecule: messenger RNA, 1483 nt
Organism: Bursaphelenchus okinawaensis
Lineage: Eukaryota; Metazoa; Nematoda; Chromadorea; Rhabditida; Aphelenchoididae
Source: the annotation of a GenBank genome assembly